AUGUCCGCGCCUGGUCAGACAGAGAUGACGCAGUCCGGUCCUGACACCGACCUCACGCUGCGGCAUUACUGCAGCGAGCCACCGAGGCUGGGACCCAGCACGCUGACUGCGGACGUGUACAGUAAGAUGGUGCAGAUGUUGCCUAUUGUGUGCGUGGACUGCGUCCUCCAGCGCGCGGACGGAAAGUUCCUGCUUGUGGAGCGGGUGCAAGAGCCCGCGAAGGGAUUCUGGUGGCUGCCGGGCGGACGGCUGCUGAAGAACGAGUCGUUCUUCGAGGGAGCGGUGCGGAAACUCAAGCAGGAGACGGGGAUCGAGUGCACGCCGGCCAAGCUGCUUGCGGUGUACAACGCCAUGUAUCCACGGAGCGCCUGGGACACGGAGGACUACGUCGGGACGCACACGGUCAACGCCGUCGUGCUGAUGCCCGUGAGUCAAGAGGUCGAGCUCAAACUCGACGCCCAAGCAAAGGCGCAUGUGUGGGAGCCGGCGGACUGGAAGUACCUGGAGGAGAAAGGGUACGACACGUACGUAGUGCGGGCGAUCAAGUCGUUGAACGAAGGGUCGUUUUCUGUGUGA
This is a messenger RNA of Pedinophyceae sp. YPF-701, 576 nucleotides long. NCBI's taxonomy places the organism in Eukaryota, Viridiplantae, Chlorophyta, Pedinophyceae. The record is from the annotation of a GenBank genome assembly.